Molecule: messenger RNA, 9415 nt
Organism: Anopheles bellator
Lineage: Eukaryota; Metazoa; Arthropoda; Insecta; Diptera; Culicidae
Gene: tai
Product: nuclear receptor coactivator 2
Biological process (GO): positive regulation of transcription by RNA polymerase II; cellular response to hormone stimulus
Cellular component (GO): nucleus
Molecular function (GO): nuclear receptor binding; protein dimerization activity
Source: RefSeq, a predicted model, not a curated record
UGCAAAUAAACCGCAAAGGUGGCUGGCGUAUCAGCGACCACGGAGCGACUCACAGCUCCCCCCGCGCCUCCACAGGGCCCCUCGCCCCUUCAGCUCUUAGAUGAGUCUCACAUGUCAAUUGCUGCGGCCGAAAAUGCAGGGCUUGGCCCAUGUGAACUACCACUGCCGGACCAGUGGCUUGUCCAUACUCAACUGUCGCAGUCAGCGCAACCGUCGCAAGCAUCGUUCUUUUCCGCGCAAACCGGUGGCCAAAGUUUGGGCAGCGCGCUCGGUGGCGGUUUGUCAGCAGCAGCCUCACUGCCGUUACAGCAACAUUCCUCUAGCGGCGGCCUCCAGCAGCAGCAACAGUCAUCAGUGCAGUUGCCAAACCAAAUCCACACACCGUCACCGACCGGAACGGCAGCGUCCGCCGCCACGACAUCUGGGUCUGCUCCGCCACAGCUGCUGCAGAGUCAGUCAAAAAUAAUGAAUGUCGUCGUACCAUCCGUGGCCUGUCCGCCUAACGCAUCGAAAAAGAUUCGCCGAAAGCCAGACACCAAGCCACAGUCGCAGAUCAACAAGUGCAACAACGAGAAGCGUCGCCGAGAGUUGGAAAAUGAGUACAUCGAGCAGCUCGGAGAGUUCCUGCAGAUCAAGCGGGAUAUGACCACCUGCAAACCAGACAAAGCGGCGAUACUAAGUGAAGUAGUACGGACGUUUCGUCAUAUGCUCGAGCAAGGUAACCCGAAUCUCACUGGUUCGCGGUGCUCCAAGUGCUCGCCGGAUUGUUCCGCUUCCUGCAAACUGCACCCGGUGCAACAGGGAGAGGUAUCGUCCACUGAACCCCCACUACCAGAGCCGUCGGUGAACGGCCACUCGCCGGAAAAGUCGGCCUACUUCGAGGCAGUGCAGCACUACAUCUCGAACGUCGGCUGGGCCCUGCUCGAGAUCAACUCGGAGGGUGUGAUCGAAUGUGCCACGGAGAACGUCCGCGACGUACUGCAUUACUCGCGCACGGAGCUCCACGGACAGUCUAUCUAUUCGUACCUGCAUACUGGUGAUCAUUCAAAGCUGAGUCCUAUUUUAAAUAAGAAUUCGUUUGAGCUAAACUGGGAUCAAAAUGAGGUAAGUGUCCUCUUUCAUAUUGAUGUUCAUGUUGAUACAUUUUCGCGUUCGCCAUUCCAGAUGUUCUAUCAGACGCCAAAGCGUACCAUUCGGACAAAGAUUCGUUGGCUAUUGAGGGCGCCGGAAGGGGCGAACGAAACGAUCGAGCAAAAGCAACAGCGGCUGGAGAAGUACAAGGACCUGCUGAUCAUCUCGGCGCCGGUGAAGGAUGAUACGGAGGAAUCCUCCUCGGUGCUCUGUCUAAUUACACUACCCGAGGACGAUCAGGCCACCAUCGAAACGACCACCACCAUGCCGCAAACGCUGGACGAACAGCUCACACUUAAGCUGGACACCAGCGGUAACAUUAUCAAAUAUAACGCAUCGACGCUAAGGAAACAGUUUGCAGGAAAUCUAACCAAAGAUACUAUACGGUCAAUCUAUGACAUCUGUCACUAUCAGGACCGUCCGCGGUUGAGCGAACAUCUCGGCAGCGUCCGCACGGCCAACGGGACGCCACUGGAGCUGACGUACCGUAUGCGCCUCGGCGGCCCGGACGUGUACGUGCACGUGCGGGCACAGUCGAAACUGUUCUGCUGCCCGAAGUCGAACGAGUCGGACUUCAUCAUGGCCAUCUGUACCGUGCUUACCGAGAGUGAGGUUGCCAUACUGUCGGAAGGUGGUGGUAAUGCCUCCGGCACGACGACGAUGCUGACGAUGGGUGCGGCCGGCACCGGUAGCAGUCUGGGGCCCGUGCUGGGCGGUAACGGCGCCAACAGCAAUCCUACCUCUUCGUCCUCGUCUCUGGGCCUGCUAAUGCCCAGCACGAGCAGCUCCGGGACGGGCGGAACCGGAGGAGGAGGUCUAAACGGUGGCAACGAUGUUGUCGCUCGCCAUCUUUCCCAAAUUUCGCAGGGAGUCAGUACCAUGGGAGGGCCGCUCAUGUCGAGUGUGCUGAACGGUGGCAGUGCUGGUGGUGGCGGCGGCGGCAGUGGUGGCCUUGGCAAUGCUUCCGGCAUGAUGGGAAGCGGAGCAGGAGGUGGAAUGACGGCCAGUAACAUCGGCCACGGAAUGGGCGGCUCCGGAGGGACCGAUCUCGGAUCGGUUGGCGGAGGACCGGUUGGAAGCGUCGGGCUCGGCUCGACGAUGGGUUCGAUCGUGUCGCCUCGCAGCAACCCAAACACCACGACGUCAUCCUCCCUGCUCUGCCCGCAGUCGUCCGACAGCAGCAACUUUUUCAACACAGACUUUGAGCUAGAGUUUCCACAUUCCACGUUCGAUAUGGAGGCGGUCGGAGUCGGGUGGGACUCGCGGCCCGAUUCGCGCACGAGCGUUACACCGGUCAGCACUCCCCGGCCACCGUCCGUCAGUGCGUACAGCCCGGCGGCCGCUCCGAUGUGCGCUUCGCCGAUGACGCCAUACUAUUCCGGCAACACGAUGGGCGGCAUGCCAUCACCGUCCAGUAACAUGGGCUCGAACGGUGGAGCGCCCGGGGCAGGACUCGUCAACCCCGGCCUGACGCUCAACAACAAUAACAACAACACAAAUAACAACAACACUGGCACACCGUUCGGUGGGAAUGCGUUCCAGUUUCCCUUCGAAGACACCAAGGACAAGCUGCAGGAUCUACAGCAACAGCAACACCAUCAGCAGCACAUGUCGCCCAUGCAACACCAGUCUGCGAUGCAAACGCAACAGCAAAUGGUCCAACGACAGCAACACCAGCAGCAACAGCAGCAUCAACAGCAUCAUCAGCAGCAACACCAACAGCAACACCUGCAACAGCAACCUCAGCCACCGUCAUCGAAUACGCACGAUUCCGAGCGAUUGCGGAACCUGCUUACAACCAAGCGACCUCACUCAAAUGCCUCGUCCUCGUCCGGCCUGGAUCUGGAUCAUGAUCAUCGGAAUCCUAACCGAAUUCUAAAGGGCUUGCUAAAUUCCGAAGAAGAUAAGGAUAAUAAUGGCAAUAAAUUAAGUACCACAUCUCUUUCACAACGUAUACCUCAGUCAGUUAGAGCCCAAACGCAGGGUGGUAAUGGUGGUAGUAGUGGUGGUACCGGUGGCGGGCUAGGGAGUGCUACGGUCCGCCCUGGAAAUGAAAAUACUAAGUCCAGUAGCAAUAACAUGCUGUUACAGCUGCUCAACGAUAAGAGUGACGAUGACGAUAGCGACACCCGCAACCGGCAGGGUCCGAGCGAACUGCUUAAGCAACUGCAGAAGGUGAAAGACGAGCCGAAGGAGCACAAUCCACCGCAGCUCAACAACGAGGAGCUCAUCCAGAUGCUGCGGGUACAGAGCAACGAUCGCAAGCGGCCAUCGACCGAGCCGGAGGAGGGUUCCGCCGUCAAGCGGUCCGAUAACCGGCCGUCGAAGUUGCGCGAGAAGAACAAGAUGCUGGCCUCGCUGCUGGCCAACCCGGCCAAGGCACCGAUGCCGAUGCAGACGGCCAUGCCAUUCAAUCGCAUCAUCCCCGACAUCCCGAGCUCGGGUUUGGCCCGCCAGCUGGCGAACGUGUCGAGCUCGACCGCCCCGAACCAAACACUCAACAACAACAACCUGACGACGAGCAACAAUAAUCUUAAACAAGUACAACUGAACCAAAUGCGCCUGCAGCAGCACCAGCAGCAGAUGCGCAAAGCGGCCAUGCCUUCUCAAUCGCAACAGCAGCCUCCAACGUCCUCCGAUAUCUACCUCAAUCAUCAGCAUCAGCAGCAGCAACAGCAACACCACCACCACCCUCAGCACCAUCAGCAGCAUCCGCACCACCCGCAGCUGCCGCAUCAUGGCCAACAGCAGCAUCACCAACAGCAACACCACCCGCAGCAGCAGCAGGCUUCCCUGAUGCAGCAGCAAAUGUUAGCCGCGCAGCGUCAGCAGCAAAACUUUUCGCCCGCGAUACAGGACUCCGGCGUUGGUUCGGCUGGGAGUGGUUCGUACGCUGCCUCGACAUCCGCUACCUCCACGCAGCUCGCCUCCGAGUGGGACCCGGAGCUGAACGAAAUACUUAAUCACGUUAUCGAGAUUGCGCCGGAAGGAGACUUUCCCGAGAGUGAACUCAACAGUAUCUUAGGCUUAAGUCCUAUCGAAUCGUCCACUUCGUCCGUGGUGCCGUCACAGUCCAGUCAGGCCGAUCCGAUUCACGAAAAGCUGGCCAUCAACGCGAUCCAGAAAGUGUUGAUGCAGUACGAAACCUCACCAUUGCAGCAACCGCCGCAGUUUAGUGGAAGUCCGCCGGCAUAUCCGAUGCAUGCGAUGGGCGCUGGCAAUGGAGGUUCCGCCGGCAGCGGGGGCACCAGUGGGUCCGGCAUGGGCGGCCCGCAGGGUCUGGGCAAUUCCGGCACCCCUGGAGCGGCCCCCGGGAGCGGCACACCGAACGUGGGCGGCAAUGGAUCGACGACCGGUAGCUCCGGUGGCACCAUGCAGUCGCAGGCGGGUCCGAACCAAAACUUUACCCCGCCACCGGUGUACACGCAGCGAAUGCGAAUACCGCCCGGUGCGCAGGGAGGUGGGCAGCUCGGAGCGGGCAACCCGGGCGUUACCCAGACCAUGCUCGCCAUGCAGAAGCUGCACCAAAAUCGGGAUCGAAUGCUGCAGGAACAGCAGCGGGCACGGUUGCUGCAGCAACAGCAGAAGCAACAGAUGGUGGUGCCCUCGAAUCCGACGGCGAACUCGGACCUUGGCCCACCAAACGUGGCGUUAACGAGGGCAAACAGUAUACCAGAUUCACAGCUCAGUCCCGGAUUCUCGCCGAGCCUGAUGCAGCAACAGCUGAGCCCAAGCCAACGGACACAGCUCAGCCCGCAGCAGACAGGAUUCCAGGGUAAUCCGUUCAACAACAACCCCGGCCAUCGGUUGUCGCCUCAGCUGCAGCAGAUGGUGUCCGGGUUCGGUAACGCCGGUGGACCCGUGAACCAGCAACUCUCCCCGCGGCAACCACCGUUCGGUGGUGGUGGCGGCGGCGGUGCCGGUGGCGGAACCAGUGGCGGACAAACAAUCAACCCACCCAAUGUGGUCGUCCCCGGCCAGUCACCACAGCAACAGCAGCAACAGCUGCAACAGUGGCAACAGAGCGCCAACGCCAGACUGUCCAUUCAGCAGCAAAACCCAAUGCUCAAUGCGCAGCUUUCGUCCGUGGGUGGAUUCAAUCCGACGCCAAAUCGACAGUUUGUGGGCCCGGGGCAGCGGCAACAGCGGAACACGCUCAACAGCCCCGGUACGCCCCGGCAGCCGAACACCUUCGGUGGAACGAUGGUCGACGGUGGUGGCUUCCCGGGUCCACCCAGCCCGUCCCCGGUCGGUGUAUCGGCGCCUAACUUUGCCAACAGCGUGUUUGCCAACCAGCAGCAGAUGAGGCUCCAGCGGCAGGGCCAGGGCGUAGCCCCACCGCAAGCCACCCAGCACUUGCCAGCUGUUUUCGCAGGAUCGCCCCGUUCCGCGUACGGUGGACAUGGGCCCGGUCCGGAUCCCACCAGUUACGGUAUGAUGUUCGGCAAUGCAGCCGCAAUGCAGCAGCACACGGCGACCUCGCCAGGCGAUUUCUACAAUCGCGGUCAAACUGGUCUCAACGGCGGGGGUAUGAUCGGUGGUGGAAGUGGGUUUGGUGGUGGCGCAGGACUAAGCAAUGGUAGUGGCGUGGGGCCCGGCCUCCCCAACGGCGGUGCCCAGCACCACCAACAUCAGCAGCAGCAGCAUCAACAGCAUAGCCUCAACCAAUCGGAACUCAUACGGCAAGAGCUGCGGGCCGUCGUUAGUGGCCGUGUGCAGCGCCCGCCACCACCGCACAGCAGCAGUCCACUGCGCCUGUCGCCCCUCGGUGGUGGAAUGUCGGCCGCGUCCUCCUGCGCUGGUGACACCAGCGCCGUGGGCAGCACCAACGGUGGUGGCCACACGGCGCUCCACACUUCGACGAGCAUGUUGAACGGCGGUGGUGGUGGGGUGGUCAGUAGUGGUGGCGGCUUGGUCACUAGCAGCAGUCUGAUGGGUGGCGCUGCUUCCGGUAACGGCCCCAUGGGUCCCUCGGUUGGUGGUGGUCGACCGACGUCCGACGGUGUUGGUGGUAGCACUGAUCUCGAUCCAUCGAUGCUGUUCGGUUACCACUACACGCCCAAAGAAUUUUUCGGAGGAAACACGAGUCGGUGACCCGAAAAAUUCAUCUCUUCUUCUGCAAAAACUUCUGUCGGACUGAAGUGAAGUGAUGAUGGAUGGCGCCCGAGAAGCGGUGAACAUAUUGGCUGUAAUUGGCGGAGGCGGAGCUGCUCCACGAAACCAAAAGAAAAGACACAACCCUUUCUAUAGCACCGCGAACAGCGCGCGAAAUAUCUAUACACGCGCGCCCGCAGGUGUUGAACGAGUGCCGUCGUAUGUUACAUACGCGAAAGAAAAUGUGCCGAAAGUGAUGCAAAUGCAAAAGGGGGAGAGAGGGAGAGUGUGUACACAACCAACAAAUGAUACAACUGAUUUGUGAUUUGAUGUUGAAAACAAAAUAGAAACAAAAUUAAAUGCUAAUAAGUGAACGUAAGAAAACAAAACAAAAAAACAAAACUCUCGUAUAUAAGAAGAUAGGAAAGCAGAGGCGAUGCGCUGUGCAUGUAAAAAUCGAACCAGACAGACAGGAGGAAAGCAAACAACAAACGCGCGAGCCAAAACAUUGGCAGCGAGCUGCAGGGGAGCAAGAUAGUAUGAGCAAAUACUAUUAAGGUGUAGUGAAAGAGAGAUUGUACAUAAUUAGCCCUAUUCAUGUAUGUAACACAGAAACAAUAACGCGAAAGUCAACGCAAGAAGCAAAAGAGAUCAUACGCACACUACGCGUAUGUAGAAGCUUUUGUACACUUUUUGCACACGUUGAACCGAAAGAGAUGAAGCAAAUAUUAUUAGACAGAGGAACACAAAAAAAACAGAAAUACGGUGGCACGCGGCGGUGUACGAUGGUUAAAAAAUAAUGAAUGAAAAUAGAAAUACCUCUAACUUUAGUUCAAAGUAAAAGUAAAAGUAAAGCUUAAAAUGCUUAACACAUGCAUAAACUUACACACCCCAUGAACGUAGUAACACAAACCACGUGUAUAAAAUAAUAACAAACAAAGCAAGCGUACGAAGCAGAGAGGCGAUUAGAAACUUUAGAAUGCCGGAAAAGCGUGGCAGAACAGGAGGCGCUGACGGUAUUGCUGCGAUGAAAAGAGAUGAAAAGAGAGAGACAGACAGAGAGCAGCCGACAGCGAAACGCAGCAAACGUUCAAGUGGGUAGCGAUUAGGAAGCGAUAAAAUAACCUCUCAUCAACACACCGAUAAAGAUAACCGAAACCAAAACAUAGUGGAGUGGCGACAGACAAGAACGCUAACGAGUGAGCGUCUGUCAGAGUCAAUACGUAUCGGGGCGUGAAAUGGGUGACUUGUGCAAAUGAUCAACACUCAAGCUGACAAAAGGGUAACGCAGCCCAGGUUUCGCUACAGCUGGCCAUUGGACUACAGAGAGAAUGUAGGGCAGAAAUGCAACGUCUCUUUGACUUUUUUUCUCCCCAUGCGGGGACACAGGCGCGGGAUCUUAUGGCUGCGCGUACGUUUUUGCAACAGAAGCAAACACACGACGAACCACAUGAAACGCGGCGGAUCAGGAAGGGACAGUUCGUGUACUGUGAUAAUUUCUACUUGUUUUCGAUAUCACGAACCUUCCGAUGUGCCGCGGCAGCCUGUGCACGUGUGUAUGUGUGUUGAUUUUUUUGGCUUCUCUCCACUCUCCCCAGGUCUGAGCGAUGUGCAAUUGUGUCGAAAAUCAAAAUUACGAGUUCAAAAUCAAACGAAAAUCAAGAAAUGUUGCAAGCUUAUUGGUUGGUGCAGGGGAAGUAUCGAAGAUUUGGGGAAAACAUAUUGUUUCUGAUUCAUUUUAGCAUUCAACCUCCAUUUGUCGCCUUUUUUGUGUCGCGGUGAGACUUUCCUUUUGAAUAUGUUGCCCUCUGCCCCACCUACUCUGAUGUACGAUUAAAACAGGAUUGCUUUGAUCGUAUGCACGCAGUGGAGCGUUCAGACAGAGAUGAUGAGAUUGGAAAAAUGAGACGUGUGAGAGAGAAAGAGCUGUUCGCCGUGAGCGAUGCAUCGUGAUCGUUGUGUAUAUAGUUUUGAAGUGUAAAAGUUGUACAAGUUUUUCUUUUAUGGUUAUUAUUGUAUACAUUAUGAUUUUUUAUAGAUCUUUGUUCAUUAGUUUUGGGUUCAUCAUGGAAAGGUUUACUACUUUAGGAGCGGAUAAACACACCACACACUCGUUCUUACAAAAAGUCUCAAGACUCUAGCAAGAAGCCGUUUUUUGUCUCAACUUCGUUCGUUUCAGCUUCAACCGUUCUUUUGACAAGCAAAUGUUACAAACAGUUGAGAAACGUGAUAAGAAGAACGACGCCCGCCUAUUUUUAUUUGGAUCAUUUUCAGCCAAACUUCUCUUCUUUGUCAUCCCCCCUUUUGAGUUUUUAAUUGUGGAAAGCUUUUUCUGUGUUUCUAGUACCUCUCAUCGCACCAUAUAAGUGUUAUGCUUGUGCUGUGCGUUUGUUUUCGUGUUCUGCGGUUGAUUAGGUGAAUUAGUUUUGUCUUUGUCGACCACCUUAUGUCCUUCCGAUAAGUUCGUUGUGCUUCGCGGCUAACGUUGUUACAUUAUUUUAAUUGGGCCCCCGUCAUCGUUUUUAUCGCUCCUCUCGGCAGACGUGGGGCUAUCUGAGGGCAAACUUACCUACAUUAGUAAAGAAAGAUUUAGUUCAUUUAACCACCUUACCUUUCAUUCCUGGCUGAUCGUCAAAGGCAUCUUUCUGCAUUACUUUACCGUGUCUGCAUGCAAACAAAGGAGGAAAACACAACACCCUACACCUACCGAGAAGUACACAGGACUAAUUUAAAUCCCCAAUCUGGAACAUUACAAUUAGUAGUAAUAUUAUUAUCGCUAUUAUUGUAAUAUUAUUAUAUUAUUAUAUUAUUAUUAUAUUAUAAUAUAUUAUUAUUAUUAUUAUUGCUAUUAUAUUAUACAGUUUACAUGUUGCGGUUAGUUUUAUUUUUGUGUUUUAUGGAACGGAGGUAAUAUCGUACGAAAAUGCUAAGGCUGGACGCAGAUCGCAAGAAUUAUCUAAUUGAGCAAAAUAAAGUAAAAGUGAAGUGUUUUACGAAAACGUAGAAAAUUUAAAUCGACAAUGCCGAAAAUCGCAUGAAAGGCGAACUAACAAAGAAGUUAAAAGGGCCCGAACAGAUCGGAAAAACUGUGAAAACACGAAAUAGAAAUGGAAAAAUUCAAAAGUAAAUAAGAGAACCAGUAAAAGGCAAGAUAUGGUGAGCAUAUAUCUUUUGUUAUAAUUAUUGAAUA